CAGCACGCCCACCGCUUCUUUCCUUUCCCUCGGACGCGCCAGCAGGACCCUAUCCGCAGCUGACCGUAGCCAUGGCGCUGUUGAAGACCAGCAAGCUUGUCUCCGCCGUCGGAGCUUUCUCCCCGUCCCUGGGGGUCUUCCCCUCUCGGGCAAGCUCCUGGUGGACCGAGGUGCAGAUGGGACCCCCAGAUCCCAUUCUCGGGGUGACGGAGGCGUUCAAGCGCGACACCAACCCCAAGAAGAUGAACCUGGGUGUGGGGGCAUACCGUGACGACAACGGAAAACCCUUUGUGCUCAGCUGUGUCCGCAAGGCAGAGGCUCUGAUUGCCUCUAAACAGCUGGAUAAGGAGUACUUGCCCAUCGGUGGUUUGGGGGACUUCAGUAAGGCCUGUGCUGAACUGGCUCUGGGAUCCGACAGCGAGGUGCUCAAAAGCAAACGGACCAUAACAGUCCAGACCAUAUCAGGCACUGGAUCACUCCGGAUCGGAUCCAACUUCCUGUCUCGUUUCCACACGGUGGCGAAGGACGUGUAUCUCCCUAAGCCGUCUUGGGGGAACCACACCCCCAUCUUCCGUGACGCGGGCAUGCAGCUCAAGUCCUACCGCUACUACGACCCCACAACCUGUGGCUUCGACUUCACCGGGGCCCUCGACGACAUCUCGAAAAUUCCAGAGCACAACGUGAUCAUGCUGCACGCAUGCGCCCACAACCCCACUGGGGUCGACCCCCGGCCGGAGCAGUGGAAGGAGAUGUCAGAAGUCAUCAAGAAGAGGAAGCUGCUGGUGUUCUUUGAUAUGGCCUAUCAGGGUUUCGCCAGCGGGGACAUCGACCGCGACGCCUGGGCCGUGAGGUACUUCAUCGAACAGGGCCACAACGUCCUCCUCUCCCAGUCCUUCGCCAAGAACAUGGGCCUCUACGGUGAGCGUGUGGGAGGGUUCACAGUGGUGUGUGCGGACGCAGAGGAGGCUAAGAGGGUGGAGUCUCAGCUGAAGAUUCUGAUUCGUCCCAUUUACUCCAACCCGCCUAUGAACGGAGCACGCAUCGCCUCCACCAUCCUCCACACACCUGAGCUACGCUCACUCUGGCUGGACGAGGUGAAGGGUAUGGCUGACCGCAUCAUUAGGAUGAGGGAAAUGCUGGUGACCAACCUGAAGAAGGAGGGGUCCACACACAACUGGCAGCACGUCAUUGACCAAAUUGGCAUGUUCUGCUUCACUGGACUUAAACCUGAACAGGUGGAGCGCCUGACCAAGGAAUUCUCUGUGUACAUGACCAAAGACGGACGCAUCUCGGUUGCUGGCGUGACGUCUGGGAACGUGGAAUACCUGGCACAUGGCAUCCACCAAGUCACAAAGUAGAGCAAUGCAUGCUGGGAGGGGAAGUCCAGUCAGAGCCACACACAUCAUUUCCUGUUUCUGUUUUCAAUCCUGCAUACAGCAGCCGUCUGAUUGGCUGCUGGUUCCCCUUUGACCUGGAAGAGAUGCUCAUUGUGUGACCUCAUGAAAUGUUCUGUCAUACAACCAGUUGCAAUCUCUUAAGCUGAAAAAUAACAUCCUUUUAAACUCAUCUGUUUCUGUACAGCUCUUGUUUUGAGUGUUUGUGUGUGUGAUGAGAUUAUGUGUAAUCAUGUGAUUCUGUAAUUUGACCCUCAUGCUACUUUGAGAUUUUCAUACUGACCGUCAUUUCCUGCUCUUACAAAGGGUCACGCUACAUCCUAUCUGUUUGUAGUCCAAGGAAUGUACACACACACACACACACACACACUAAUGAUGCUCCUGUCACACAUGUACCCCACACACACACACACACACACACACACACACACACACACACACACACUAAUGAUGCUCCUGCCACACCUCUACCUGUACGACACACACACUCUGCUCUGAGAGUGUGUGUAUGUGCUGAGAAGUGGUUUAAGGGUCUGCUGUUGACGGUGCCUGGUUCCCUGGGGCUGCUGUCCCGCGUUUCUCUGGUUUACUGUACCGCACUUUACCUUUGGCACUUAGAUGAUGUGGUUUUAUCUCCUCUUUCUGUGGCUCAGCUGGCAUUACAAAGGCAGGGUACACCUCAGUCAUGCUACACACACACACACACACACGUACGUGUAUGAUGAGGUUAACGGUUUCAAACAAAGUGCUUGUAUGUUUUUGUGAACAUGUGUGAAAAACACACACACACUCAUAACUGUUUGUACUCAUCAGUUGUCAAUAAACUGCGCUCUGGUA
Molecule: messenger RNA, 2231 nt
Organism: Alosa sapidissima (American shad)
Lineage: Eukaryota; Metazoa; Chordata; Actinopteri; Clupeiformes; Clupeidae
Gene: got2b
Product: glutamic-oxaloacetic transaminase 2b, mitochondrial
Exons: 10
Coding region: 72-1358 (428 amino acids)
Biological process (GO): biosynthetic process; L-aspartate catabolic process
Cellular component (GO): mitochondrion
Molecular function (GO): pyridoxal phosphate binding; L-aspartate:2-oxoglutarate transaminase activity
Source: RefSeq, a predicted model, not a curated record